GUUCGCCGCGUCGACGCACGGGAGGCGUGUGUGUCACUUUCGAAAAAUUAUAAUAACAAAUUCGCUUGAAAUAUUACCGGCGCGCGAGGCGACCGCUCGUAGAUUUCUCCGAAGGAGGUUAAUGGAAAUCUCGGCGGAGGAGUUGGUUUUUCCUCGAAGUUUCACUGUGCGUUUACGCACGAUCCUUGUGCGCUUGUCGCGGUUUCCAAUUUUCCACACGGCGAAAGGCCCGAUCGUCGAUACGGAAAUCGAGAAUCUAUUCCGCCGUCGACUGCUCAACAAAAGUAAGAGCCUUCCCGCAGGCAGAUGCCAAUAAAUUACUCCAAACUGCAAUAAACAUCGUCUUAUACGGGGGACGAUUCAAUGUCCAUCUCGAGAGAAAUUGUUUUCCUUUCUACUGAAAAGUGAAGAAUCAAUUUACAAAAUCGUUGAAGCUGAGUUAUACGUUACUUAAAUUGUCAAAUCAAGGGAGAAAUUAUUCGAGACUGAAAAGCUUUCGUAUUUGCUUCUGUAUUUAAAUGUGAAACAAAUGAACUAUAGAUUGUAGCACAUUGAAUUGUUGUACAAUGUAGAUCGAUAUCGAGAAGUAACGUGUCAAAUUAUGUCAGAGAGAUCGAUGUCGUGUAACGACCUACCGUCUGUUCCCGUGGAGUUAUCGCGUUGUAUCACGAGUUAUCGUUCGUACACGCGUUCAGUAUGUAAAUGUUGACGGAGGCUGGGAUGAGAAACGACCCGAAAGACUAUGAUAUAACCAGUUAAGGGGCCAUUGGGCCAACACACGGUGGGCCCGCCGCAAUCCCGGCCCACCAAGGCAACGAGACAUUAUGGGACGACUCCUUGCUUGUUUUGUCACCUAAGACCCUUUGCAGCUUGAGUCUCUUUAACGUCAUCUUAAUUCCAAACAUUUGUUUCAUAUUAUCUCUAUCUUUAUAUUUCACUUAAUUAACGCCGUGUAAUCUGUAGCCUCGUAACGGUCGAAAUUUUUCUCUCGAUUAUUCGUUGUUUUAUCUUUUUACAGUUAAUUUAACUUAAGCAACGAUUAUUUAUUUUGCGAUUUGUAAUUGCAAGAAACUCUUCUUUGAUUUUAUGAACUCUUUUUUUUAUCAUAUUAUAUAAAACUAUUUAAUCUGUUAUUUUUCUUGUGCCCUUUAAUCUUGGCAAAAUUUUAUCUUAUACUUUUAAUCGUAAUAAAUGUUUUAAUUUAAUUUUCGGGUUUGAAAGUGAACAUUUUUACCGGCGAAAUGGUAAGAGGGAGUCGCGCGUACUCUUUCUUACCAUUAGCGCAUCGAUUGAAAGCCGCCGUUAAAUAAAUCGCGGAGGCGUUUAUCGGCGAUCAGCCGCGGCAGUCUAUUUUCGAGAUGGAAAUCCUUAGCGCCGCGUGUUGCUUUAUCACCGUGAAACCGCAACUAUGCGGCUUCGCGGAUCACAAUGCUUUAUAAUUAAUAAAUCACGGCGUGACUGAACUUUUAUCGGGGGGUCUCGACCACCACGAAGGACGGUUAUGGAUGUCGCACUUCACAAUGGCAUUCGACAGGCAAUCGCCAUGACUGGUUCUUUGUUAGCAGGUCCGAGCAAGACGGUCGAUCACUCGACAAGACAAGUAUAAUGGCGCAAAUUCGACGAUAACCGGCACAACUGAUAAGUAUAAUGGGAAAUCCACGGUUUUACGCUAGAUCCACAUAUAUACAUCUGUUUCCGAUAUUCGAUAUAAAGUUAUAACGUAAAUUUCGCGCGAGAAAGAUUUUUCAAUUUGAAGAUUGCGUAAUCGAUUUUAUGUUCUAUGCACUUUAUUUUCCAUUCGUUCGGACGUUAAAUAUUCCGCGUUGCGUAAGGCGUAUUGUUUUACGAUUUGCGAUUCUGGAAGCUUCGAGUUUUGAAGUGCAGUAGCUGCAAUCCGUUAUACGCGGCAAAUAAAAAAGCUUAAUGCGCUUCAGGCUGACAUCACUGAUUGGAUCAUUAUGUUUGACGGAAAAUAAAUAAAUGCUUGAAGUGUUCCUCGAAUUUUUGUCUCGUCGGUCGCGUAUUUAUUUAGCGGCGUUACUGUCAAGUAGAAGAGUGCUGCAGUACUGAAUUCAGUCGUUAAUGAUAAUUACAAAAUCAUAUAUACAUAUAUAUUCUUUUAAAUUUUUAUUUUCAUAUUUUCUUCUAUUUUUGCGGCCAAGCUAUAAGCUCCUAUAUUUUGUUUUAUAAAUUACGAAUCUAUGUUAUCAAUUUGUUGUGCUUUUUCUCUAUCAAAACUCUCAUAUCAAAAUUCUUUUACGUCAUUUUUUAUAUCAUUUCCAAUACGUUUUGCUGUUCGUGCGUGUAAUUAUUACAGGCAGAAAAUUAAUUUUUUUUACAAAUUGUUGAAAGAUUGUACGUUUAAGCAUUGCAAGUAAAAAAAAGCUAUGCUCAUCACAGUGGACGUUGAUUGCCAGUGGGUUAAUUACCGGGCUUAAUCGCCCAACGUAAUUAGUUCUGCAUCACAUUGUAUCGCACAGCUAGCACGUUAUAAGACACUUCCAGUUCUCCCGGCUCCGUCGCGAUUCGUCUCGGCAUUUUGCGCGCGAUCCGUCGCGCUAGUAAAAAACGAUUUUCGCGGACGAUUUGCGACGAGCGACGAACGAGGGAGAAAGGGGCGCGAAAAAGAGAGCGAACGGAAAAAACGCGGCGGGGAGAUAAAACGGGGGGGAUGUCGCUGGCAAGGCGUUGCGACGUUCCACCGGGAUGAUAAAGGAAAAGCCACAAGUCUAAUCUCGUAGGUUGAAUUUUACGGCCGCGCGUCUCAGUACCACAAUUACAGUUCGUUGAACCUGCGAAGGGCGCGCGAGAGAGAGGAAAAGGGGCACGUCGGGAUUUCCGUCGGUGUAUUUAGCGCGCAGAUAACGCCAUUUUAAACAAUGCUUCCGAUUAUCUAGAUGAGAUUCAACGGGAAAAUGGGCGCGAUAAUAGCUGAUAACGUAGUCGACGCGCGCCUCCGCUUUUGUGUAGAAAUCGUUUGCAUGGUUCCACUCGCUUUCAUUUUGAAUGAUCCUCUUGGUACCCUCCGAGAAAGGGAUGCGAGAGAAAGGAGAAAGAGACAAUUGCGAUAUAAUUGCACCUCUGAAAUAUACAACAUUAUUUCCAAAAGAAAUACCUUUAAAGAUAAUUUAAAUACGACAUGCAAGUAUUUAUCUAGCGGUUUUUUUUUUUGCAAUUUUAAACAGUUAAUUUUAAUUUGAAAUGAGUAUGCGGAGAAAAGUUUGGUUGACGUAUCUGAAGCGCAAAAUUUUUGCUAUAAUAGAAAAAAAUCUGAAAAUAUUUCACUAGAUCGUUAAAAAAGAAGUUGAAGCGUGAUAACGAGCAAAAAAUUUUUGACCUACCAAUCAGUUUGAGCAUCUUGCAUGACUAUCAUGUAAAGCCGCUAAUAAUUUAAUACACAUUAAAAUAUUAUUAAUUAAUUUAUGGAUGUGAUUUAAUUGAAAUCUGCUCGAUGAAAUAACGGUCCAAGUUCGUUCAUAGACCGCUUCUUUUCAAUGUGAAAAAUGUUAGUUACCUAAAUCUACUAUCAUUUGAAAUACCGAUCGAAAAAACAAUUCGCAAGUGACAUAUAAGUGACAUCUAGACGUGAUAUCGAAAGAUAUACCUUCGGAUGGAGAUUCACGACGCAAACAAUCGUACAUUCGUAAAUAAUCGGGACGUUUGUCAUGUGUCUUUGCCUCCUUAUCUCUAAACCAGACGGAUUGAUCGGCAACCGGCGAACAUUGCAGUCGCGGGUUAAACGCCGAAUUAUUGGCGGCACGUCCCCGCGGCGCGACGCGUAGAGGGAUGCGUGCGCGGCGUGGACGUCCCUUUUCGCUUCUCGCGCUCGUGUGGUCCACCACCACCAUCACUACCACCACCAUCACCACCACCGCCACCGCCACCGCCACCCCGCGGACCUAUAUAUUUCCCGGUGAGUCUCCCACUUUCGCCACUAUCACUCCUGUCGCGGCGGCGUCCGUACGCGCCACACACGCCCGGCCGUCUCCUUCCCCGCCGAGUGUGCUCACUCGGAGACCGGAAGCCGCGGAGAUUCGUUUUCUCUCGGGCGCACCGCAUCUUCGCGUCAACAACCCUAUGGUAUCCUCGCACAUUUUCUCCAAGUCCGACAAAGUGAUGCGGUUCCUCUGCUGACGCGUCUCCUCCUUGAGAGGGAGAGCAAUUGUCGUGUGGUUGCGUGCACUCUCGGAUUCGAGACCGGCCGGCGUGCAACCCCCCUAUUUUGCGCGAGAGUUUUUUUUUACGGGACAUGUGUGCCACGUGGGCCGAAACGGAGGACCGACCUGCUGCCGCUCCUGCCGAGUGGGAUUAGGCGAGCAGGCACGACGGAUGGCCUGAGCCUCGGAGCAGAUCUUCCAUGGACCGUCCACGAAAAUCGGAAGAUGACUCGCCGCCGCCCGGAUUUCUGCGUCGACGAGGUCGCCGACGAUCCGCCGUGAUCAGGCUGGGUUUGAGAUCGAUUCUAGCCCUGAUGAUGCUGAACACGGCCGGUGUCUCGUCCUCCCACAUGCCCGAGAAGUAUCCCAUAGAAGUUUAUCACAUGUUACAAGAGAGAACGCAAUUUGGAAUUGGCCAUGACAACAGGAUAAGAGGGACUUGGGGUACGUGGAGCUCAUGGAGCGAGUGUUCCAGAUCUUGCGGCACUGGUAUCCAGUCCCAAUUUCGCGAAUGCGUCCCACGGAGACUUUUGAGGAGGCGAAGUAUUAUCUCGGAGAACGGUACGAGCAGCGCCAGGCCCAUUUGUAUCGGCACAUACAAGCGCUAUCACACGUGCAAUACGCAGGAAUGCCCGAACUUCCCGGAAGACCUGCGGACGGAACAGUGCGCCAAGUACAACGGGAGGAACUACAAGGGCCGCAGUUACGUAUGGGUGCCCUUCGUAGACGCGCCGAACUCCUGCGCGCUCAAUUGCCGUGCAGUCGGCGAGCGUUUUUACGCAACGCUUGAACCGGCAGUAAUGGACGGCACGCCCUGCGAUGCUCCGAAUCUUCGCGGACGCGGCGGCGGCAUUUCGACGGAACGCAGUGGCGAACGAUGGCUCUGCGUCGCCGGACAAUGCAAGCCUGUAGGAUGUGACGGGGUGGUGGGUUCCGGUGCGACGAUGGACGCCUGCGGCGUGUGCGGCGGCCAGGGCCGAGGGUGCAGGCUGUUCGAGGGUAUCUUCAUGGAGCCGAUUCUGUCCAAGGGUCAUCAGCAGGUGACCACGAUUCCGAAGGGCGCGAUGUCGCUCAACAUUUCCGAGCUGCGUUUCAGCAGCAAUUUUUUAGCGUUGAGAGACAGUAACGGCAGUUACAUCCUAAACGGACCGUGGUCUUACAGUCCCAGUGGUACUUAUAAAGCGGCUGGUACGACAUUAACAUACCAGAGGGGCGAUAGGAACCGUAUGGAGUGUAUCUUGGCGACCGGACCGUUGAACGAGUCUCUGCAUUUAGAGAUCUUAUCCAUGGAAUUAAAUCCAGGCGUUCUGUACAAGUACAUGCUGCCUGUCGGAGAAGUGCCGGACGGUGACGCGGUGAUUGCACCGCCGCUGCUUGUCGCAGGAGCAAACGAUCGGGGCAACGAGAUACCUAGUCCAGAUACUCACGUGCGAGUGCCCGUUACGAGAAUAUCGGAUCGGCGAGGCGAUUUAUCUUCGACGCGUCGCGAUCGCGAUCCGCCGCGCGCGCACGACGGCGGACGGAAGGAAGAGAUGAAGCAUCCGCCGACCACGGUGAUGGCGGGCGAUCAGCCAAAGUCAAAGGCAACCAGGAGGAAGAAGAGGAGGAAGUUCGUUUGGAAAAUAGUCGGCCUCUCGCCCUGCUCGAAAGAAUGCGGAGGAGGUGUGCGGACGACGAUCGUGAAAUGCAUUCGUGAGAGCAGUCAGACACCCGUCAUUGAUAAACGCUGUCACAACGUAGAAAAACCGAACCAUCCUCCACCAUUGCGAUGCAACGAUCAUCCAUGCGCCGCCAGGUGGCGAGCUGGACAGUGGAGCGAGUGUUCGAUUACCUGCGGGGUCGGUACGAGGACACGAAAGCUCGAAUGCGUCCAGGAGCUGAACGCGAGAUUGACAAUGCGCGUUGCUGCCGGGGCGUGUAUGCAACCGCCAGAUCUGAGCACCAUGGAAACCUGCACUCGGCCGGCGUGUCUCAACGUGGGCCCAGAAUUGAGACACAUGCCUUCGCAGCACGACGCGCCCAGGUGGGACGUGGGCGCUUGGAGUCCGUGUUCAGCGACGUGUGGUCGUGGAACUCGAAAUCGAACAGUAACUUGUAUAACAUCCGGGGAGUCUUGUUCGUUAUCCAACAAGCCGGAAUCCCAAAAAGCGUGCGAGAUGGUGGCUUGUAGUGCGGCGACAGAUACGAGAAAUCACGCGCCCUGGUUGUACUCAGAAUGGUCUUCGAAGUGCUCCGCAGAAUGUGGAAAUGGCGUGAGGAUCAGGCGAGUAGCGUGUGCCGAUGGUAGUGAGUUAUUUUGCAAUCCCAAAGAGAGACCGAACACGGAGAUGCAUUGUUUCGGACAAGGGACGAGUUGCGACCAGGCCAAAUGGUUCGCCAGUCCAUGGACUUCUUGUUCUGUUUCGUGCGGCGUUGGCGUGCAGUACCGAGACAUCGCUUGUAUAACUAGAACGAAUAACGAAUUUGUUAUACUGCCUGCAAGAAAUUGCAGCGAUCCCAAACCAGCGACUGAACAAGCCUGCAGAAUGUCCGCGUGUUCGCCGGAAUGGUUUAUCUCAGACUGGUCGACGUGUUCCGCAACAUGCGGGGCUGGAGUACAAACACGAAUUGUACGAUGCAUUGUCGAGGGUAUUAGCAGUACAAGUUGCUCGGAAAUCGCCAAACCGAGCGCGGAGCAACGAUGUAACAUGGAGCCGUGUAAGAAGAAUGUGUCAGCGGCGAACAAACCGCCAAAAAAGGUGCACGAUUCGUCCGAGUGCGUGGACAAGUAUCCGAAUUGCGUUUUAGUAGUGAAGAAUGGUCUGUGUCGAAUCAAAUAUUACAAGUAUUCGUGUUGCCAAUGCCGUCAAUAGCCGGGGCAGAAGUUUUGCUUGCAAUGUUUGCCCGCAAUUUUGCAACCGCAAACUGCGGCGAACGGCUGACGAGCGCGACCUGAAUAGAAUACAGAUAUUAUAUUAGAAAAAGGCAAAUUGUAUGCCGAAUGUAAGACUGCUACAAAAAAGGAUGACCACGUAUGCAUAUAAUUUUAUUUAUAUUUACACGAUAUUGGAUCAUACGUGUCUCAGUCGUGCUUUUUUUCUGCCGAAUGUAACAUAAUUCUUGCGGAGCGGCAGAAUUCUCUUUCUCUUUUUGAUGAAUGUUUCAGAAUAAGGCGUUAAAUUUUUCCUCAUAUUUCGACUGAAAUAUUAAUAUUGAAUAAACUUUCAGAGAAAACGACUCAAAAGUAAUUGAACGAGAGAUAAAUAAAAUAAUAAAUUGCAGGAAGAAACAACGUAACAAAAUUGAGAAAGAAAAUUAAGAUUUUUAUGUUUGUAAGAGUUAAGAAUUAAUUUUUCUGCAAGGAAGGUUCCCGAGGUAUCCUGAUUUUUCCGGGAAUUAAACCGUGGACAGGUUCGUCAUGGUUUUGUGUGCAAUAAAUAUAUCUCGACAUAUGGUAUACACACGACGAGUGUUUAUCUUCGAGUGGCACAUGAACGAGUCAUUUACAUCGAGUGUACGAUAUCUGUAUUAUCGUAUUGAGAUCUAAUCAAAUACACCUUUGGCCCUAGCCUUUUUACAUGCAACAACGCGAUCUCAAUUUUUGUGUACUUUUUAUCAUGGUGAACGUGGCCCGCUCUAGGAUAAACUGGGAAAAUAAUAUUUUGUCAAAGUAAACAUACGCGUCUAAGUGGAUAUCAAAUUACGUUCCUGGAUAAAACGAGCCUCUCUUUGCAUACAUGUUCAUGCAAAACCUGCACGAUCAUGAAAACCUUCGAGACUGUUGCACUUAACCGUGUAAAAUGAAACGAGUUUUUAGCGAAUUUAUUCUACGGAAUUAACGAUGAAGCGAUGUUAUAAAAAGCGCCAAUUCCCGCGCAAACUUAUGUUACAUAAACAGGAAAAUUUGCAACACAAAGAGAAGUUGAUUUUCUCUUAAUUGCUGAGAGAAGCACUCUCACGAAAACGUAAUUGCCUUGUACUAAAAUGUGGAAUUUCAAUGAUCAUUUAAAACAUAGAAACAAAUUGAUAGCGACAAAGUUAAUAAAAGAAUUUUGAAUCGAUUAUUUUUCUUUCUAGGUGCUUUUCUGUUAACUAUUGUUAGCUCUAACUAACUGCUUUUCUAUAAGUUGGCGUAAAAAUUUAUAAUCAAUAUGUAAUCUAUGAAAACUGCACAACAAGAAAUCCAUUUUCCAAAUGAAUUACGAGAGAAUGUUCCGUCUUGAUGAAGGCGUUAUGAAUAAUAGAACACAUGCAAUAUUCAUUCUGCAUAUGUCGUUUUAUAUCGUGUACACUUAUUCGAAUAAACUAUAAGUGAUAAUAAUAUAUACAGUAACGUAACUGGAUAUACGCUUGUGUAUGUAGAAUAUAUGAAAUCGUCGUUAGAUGAUAAAUAUAUGUAUUAUUGUAUAUUUCGAUAUCGAGAUAAAAAAUUAGAAUUUUCGAUCCAUAUCGCUAUUACGUAUUAGUUCGAUGUUGGACUCGUAUUUAAUUGCGCCGUUAAUGACAGUUUCGGAGAUAACUGUUUGGAUUAAUUAAUUAUCUGUGUCAAUCGAAUUCUUUAGUUCUGCCAGCUCCAGUUAUUUGGAUGCUUUCUAUCAGAUAGUAUUCUUUUAGCGUAGUCUGCGUCUCGCUCAGAUUUACUAUUUUUACAGCAAUUACAAGUUAUUUACACAAAA
Messenger RNA from Monomorium pharaonis (pharaoh ant), 8812 nucleotides. RefSeq names its product thrombospondin type-1 domain-containing protein 4. Gene Ontology annotation, molecular function: metalloendopeptidase activity. The transcript has 19 exons. Bases 4358 to 7009 code for a protein of 883 amino acids. Gene Ontology annotation, cellular component: extracellular matrix. Gene Ontology annotation, biological process: extracellular matrix organization. NCBI's taxonomy places the organism in Eukaryota, Metazoa, Arthropoda, Insecta, Hymenoptera, Formicidae. The record is from RefSeq and is a predicted model, not a curated record.